CACCACAGUCUCUUUCUUUUUAUAUCUUUCCUACAAAACAACAUCGUACAAUGGGAGAUGCGGCGGAGCAAGCACGUGGUUUCCACGUGACCACCACAAGGAAGCAUAUAGUCACGGCUGCUCUCCCUCUCCAGGACCAUUGGCUUCCUCUUUCAAACCUCGACCUCCUCCUCCCUCCUGUCCACGUCAGCGUUUGCUUCUGCUACAAGAAACCACAUCAUUUCUUAUCCGUGGCUGAAACCCUAAAAGCUUCCUUGGCUGAGGCUCUCGUCUCCUACUACGCCUUUGCUGGCGAACUCGUGAAAAACUCCGCCGGAGAACCAGAGAUUCUCUGCAAUAACCGUGGCGUGGACUUCCUCGAGGCGCUUGCUGAUGUGGAGCUCCGAGAGCUUAACUUGCAUGAUCCUGAUGAAAGUAUCGCCAAGCUUGUUCCGAAGAAGAAGCAUGGAGUCCUAGCUAUUCAGGUCACUCAACUUAAAUGUGGGAGCAUAGUGGUUGGAUGCACAUUUGAUCAUCAGAUAGCAGAUGCUUUCUCCAUGAACAUGUUCCUUGUUUCUUGGGCUGAGAUCUCUCGAUCCGAUGUACCAAUCUCUUCUGUCCCAUCGUUCCGGAGAUCAAUGCUGAACCCGCGACGACCUUUGAUUAUCGACUCAUCUAUAGACAAGAUGUAUAUGCCUGUCACGUCUUUGCCCCUUCCACAAGAAACAACCAAUGACCCAGAUAAUAUUCUCACAAGCCGUAUCUACUACAUCAAAGCAAAUGCGUUGGAAGAUCUCCAAAGUCUUGCAAGCAGCAGCUCCUCCAAGAAUGGUUAUAGUCAGAGGACAAAACUCGAGUCGUUCAGCGCGUUUCUAUGGAAAUUGGUGGCGAAACACGCAGGAAGAGAACUAGUCUCGAACAAGAAAUCGAAAAUGGGCAUCGUCGUUGAUGGAAGGAGAAGACUUAUGGAGAAGGAAAACAGCACUUACUUUGGAAACGUUCUUUCCAUCCCAUUUGGUGGGCACAGUAUCAAUGACUUGAUUGACAAGCCAUUGUCUUGGGUGAGCAACGAAGUUCACAAAUUCUUGGAAGAAGCAGUGACAAAAGAUCAUUUCUUAAACUUGAUCGAUUGGGUUGAGAUUCACCGCCCGAUACCGGCAGUGUCGAGGAUCUAUAGUACCGGAGCCAACGAUGGACCCGCUUUUGUGGUUUCCUCCGGGAGGAGUUUUCCGGUGACCAAGGUGGAUUUCGGUUGGGGCUUACCGGUUUUUGGGUCCUACCAUUUCCCAUGGGAAGGCAGCGCCGGAUAUGUGAUGCCAAUGCCGAGUCCCGUGGACGACGAGGACGGAGAUUGGGUGGUUUACUUGUAUCUUACGAAAGGACAGUUAAAGUUCAUUGAAGAUGAGGUUUCCCAUGUGCUUAAACCCAUAGACAAUGACUAUCUCAAGAUUAACACCAUCUUUUAAGUAAAACCCUCAUCUUUUUCUAGUUAAUGUGGUCGACACUGGCACUAUAGCUUGUUUCAACAAUGUUCGAUUAGGUAGAGCCUUUGCCAUAAACAGUUGAUCUAAAA
Molecule: messenger RNA, 1552 nt
Organism: Arabidopsis arenosa
Lineage: Eukaryota; Viridiplantae; Streptophyta; Magnoliopsida; Brassicales; Brassicaceae
Source: the annotation of a GenBank genome assembly